ACAAAGAUGGUGCAGGACAGUGGAGACAGUGAAGAAAGAAGUGGAUUUGAAUGGAGAUCUCCUCGUUUGUUUGUCUGCUACAUUUUGCUGGUCCUGUUGCUGUUUUACUACAUCGACUACUCUCAAUUCUCUGAAAAAUGGGCAACAACAAUUCGAUUAUUGCUUCCAGAGACAUUAACCUCUCAGACAACCAACAUGUCACUGGCCACAGGUGGAUCGUGGAAGGCCCCUGGACCAUAUUACGUGGCUUACCCACACAAAUAUCAUUUUGUUAUAAAUGAGCCAAAGAAGUGCGAGCAGGAAAAAACUUUUGUGGUAUUGAUAGUACCAGUAUCUCCAGGCAAUGCGGUGAGUCGGGAUGCCAUUCGUUCAACGUGGGGUACAGAGAAGUUAGUGGAGGACAAAGUUGUGAGCCUGCUAUUUCUAUUAGGCCUGCCCAGCCCUAAAGAGAGAGAGAAGCUACAAGAAAGUUUGCUUCAGGAAAGUGAAAACUAUCAUGACCUCUUACAAAGCAAUUUCUUGGACAGCUACCACAAUCUCACGAUUAAGACUAUGGUGAUGCUAGAAUGGCUGACUGCUUACUGCCAGAAUGCAUCAUAUGCAAUGAAAGUUGACUCUGAUGUAUUUCUCAAUGUGAAAGUCUUAGUAAAAAUGCUUUUGUCUGCACCAAAAGAGAACUAUAUGACUGGACUCGUGACUAGGAAUGGAGUGGUACUGAGAAACCCACGCUCUAAAUGGUACCUUCCAAAAAAGGUUUUCGCUCCUGCUAUAUAUCCUCCCUACGCUCUGGGCUUGACAUAUGUGUUCUCUUUAGACCUUCCGAAGAAGCUUGUUGAAGCAGCCCAGCAUGUCAAGGCAGUCUACAUAGAGGAUGUUUAUUUAGGAUUAUGCAUGAAGCAUUUAAGGAUUUCAGUAACUAAUCCAUCAGAUGAAGGCCUCUUUAAUCUCUACCCUGUAAGAUAUAACCGCUGUCGUUAUUCAAAACUCAUUGCCACAACUACAAGAAGCUUGAGAGAUCAAAUAGAGUUUUGGAAGGAUUUACAGACACCAGGUUCACCUUGUUAACAGCAGAUUGCGAAUAGGAAUUCUUUAAAUGUAUGAAACUUGCCAGUCAUUCUAUAAAACGGACUUCCACAAAAACACACACACAAAAAAAAGACUUGGGUUAAAGGGAUAGUUCAUCCAAAAGUUGUAAUUCUCUCAUCAUUUACUCACCCUUAUGCUGUCUUGUUUGACUUUCUUUAUUCUGUGGAACACAAACAAAGAAAUUUUGAAGGAUGUAUGAUAAAAAAGUUAUCCAUAUGGGGGCCUGGGUAGCUCAGCGAGUAUUGAUGCUGACUACCACACCUGGAGUCGUGAGAUCAAAUCCAGGGUGUGCUGAUUAACUAGGCAGACAGGAUUCCUAAGCAACCAAAUUGGCCCGGUUGCUAGGGAGGGUAGAGUCACUUGGGGUAACCUCCUCAUGGUCGCUAUAACUUGGUUCUCGCUCUUGGUGGGGCGCGUGGUGAGUUGUGCGUGGAUGCCGCGGAGAAUAGCAUGGACCUCCACACGCGCUAGGUCUCCGCUGUAAUGCGCUCAAGAAGCCAUGUGAUAAGAUGCGUGGAUUGAUGUCUCAGAUGCGGAGGCAACUGAGAUUCAUCCUCUGCCACCCGGAUUGAGGUGAGUCACUACACCACCACGAGGACUUAGAGGGCAUUGGGAAUUGGGCAUUCCAAAUUGGGGAGAAAAUGGGAGAAAAAAAGUAAUCCAUAUGACUCGAGUGCUUCAAUCCAUGUCUUCUGAAGCGAUAUAACAAAUUUGGGUUAGAAACAGACCAAAAUAUAAGUCUUUAUUUAUUAUAAAUCUUGACAUCUAAUGGAACACACAGUGAAGGCUUCAAGACAAUUGACCCUUCGCUAAGCCCCGCCUUAAAAGCGUUUCUGACCAGUCCUGUCUUAGCAACUGUUGCCCCUCCGAGAGAGAUGAGAGCCUAUGGGAGUAUUGUGUGUUUGAGUAGUUUUAAGCAUGAUUUUAUCGAAAUGAUCCCAAAAAAAAAAAAAAAAAGAAAACCUUGUUGCUGGGUCACUUGUAAUAGUGACACGAGGAACCUAGAAAGGAUACACAGUGUUUUUUCUUUAUUUAAAAAAAAAAUCUUUCAAUAAAUAUUGAGAAGAGCAUGCUAUGGAUUAAAGUGUGUCAUUCCUUAUUUCCAAAUGAACAUGUAUAACAUCAGCGAGGACACCCUACAUUUCCUACAAGGAAAAUUAAAGCUAAUAACUUAACAUUAAUUCAUUUAGGUAUUGAUUCAGGUCUUAGUAAAGGUGAUAGUAAAUAAAGAGUUCACAGCAUCAAAAUUAGUGUGUUAUGAGACAUUAUAAGCAGAUCUGUUACAUUACAUUAAUGUUAUGAGGUUGGUAAUUACUAUCAAAUGAUGCUUUUACCUUUUCAAGUGACUGUGAUGAUCGUUUGCCUCAAUUCUGAUUCACAGUCUGCACAGUUUUCAAUCAAAUUACUGUAAAAUUUAAAAAUGUAUAUAAAAAAAAAUAUAUAUAUAUAUAUAUAUAUAUAUAAAAGGGUCAUAUAGAUAUGCUUUACAAUGUCACUCUUCAUUCCAGCCCACAUAAUAAUAUUACCCAUUCCGUUUAUGAGAUAAUUUUGCCAAAAACUGCGCCGUUCACGGCAAUCUACCAUUCGUUCCUAUGGGGAGUUAUGCAGAGCUUGUCAGAGCGAGCAAUGGUAAACAAGGACACGGAGCUUAGCGAAGGGUCAAUUAUGCUUUGACGCUGCACAUGGUUGCAGGUCAAUCAAUAAGAUGUUGCAUUUUUAUUUUCUAGUAUUUAUUGUUCAACUUUUGGGAUAAAAGUAUCCCAAAAAAAUAAAAGUGACAGUAUCAUUUUAAAUCAAGUCUGCAGUUUCAAAACAGUUCAAUUGGGCAUGAAAAACGCAAACCUGGCAACACUUUGUCUGGUUUAUGUACAUACAGCACUCUGCACAUGCGUCAAGCACGUGAACAAGUGUGAAAGUGAAGUGUGAACGAGCUUCUCUUAUGAAUGUGCCAACGAGACUGCGGAUGUCAAGAUUUAUAGGGAAUAAGGACUUGUAAGGAAUACACCACUCUAGUUUUAAGGAUUAACUUUAUGUUGCCUUUAUUUCCAGUUUGGAGUUUGUUUUGAUCCCUAUUGACUUAUAUUGUAUAAUUUUAAAAAUAUUUUUUAACUCACACUUUACAUUCUUUAAAAUAUCUUUAUUUCUGUUCCGCAGAAGAAAGAACGUCAUGAGGGCGAGUAAAUGAUGAGAGAAUUGUCAUUUUUGUGUGGACUAUUCCUUUAAUUAUGUGUCUUUUACAAAAAGGAAUAAUACAUUACAAUAUUAAAGACCAAGUUGUAAACAGAUUCACUGCAAACAAUUAAAAAAUAUAUAUAAUUAACAUUGGGAAGUCUUGGUUAAAACACCUGUUUUUAAGUCAGUGUUUCUAAACUGGUGGGUCGCGACUCCUGUCUCAAAAAUGGCUCGCAAGUCUGUUCUGAAAAUUAUGCUUAAUGCAUAAUAUUCAUGCAUAGUUAGACUAGCCAAAUAAACAUCAUAUUUAAUCAUCCCAUAUCAACUUUUAAAAGGAACUCUUCCCAUAGCACUCCUGAAAUGUUUUGUUGUUAAUGUUAAAGACUGUAUAAUUAAACUCUGUGGUAUUUUGGCAAUUCAUCUGUCUCUUGGUAAAAGCAAACCAAAUUAUGCAAGUGUCAGCAUUUACAGAUUGCAUGCCUUCAUCCUCGAAAAUCACGAACAAAACUACUGAAGGCAAUGUAAAACAAACCAGGCUACAUUACUGUGAAUGCAUUACUAUAUUAAAAGUUCACUUUCAACAGGGAUAAACAUGAUUUUUUCUGACCAUAAUGUGUUUUGAACAGUGAAUUAUUGGCUUAAUAAAUAAAAUAAAUAAUAAUUUCAACAUUUGAUUUUAAGGACAUUUUGGUUUACUUUACUCAAUUACUCAAUUACUCAAUAACCAAUUCUGGGUCUGUGUUGGUUCACCACUUGAUGUCCAAUGUAAAAUAUGUCUCCUAUAGCAAAACCAGUUACUUUUCAGCAUUUUUCUUUUUAUUAUUUGUGAUUUUGCAUUGUAUUUUAUUUUUAUUUUUUCAUAAUUAUUUGUGGUGUUGUUAUCU
Messenger RNA from Myxocyprinus asiaticus (Chinese sucker), 4142 nucleotides. Its product is annotated as beta-1,3-galactosyltransferase 2. Gene Ontology annotation, cellular component: membrane. Gene Ontology annotation, molecular function: N-acetyl-beta-D-glucosaminide beta-(1,3)-galactosyltransferase activity. The record is from RefSeq and is a predicted model, not a curated record. Lineage: Eukaryota; Metazoa; Chordata; Actinopteri; Cypriniformes; Catostomidae. The coding region runs from base 7 to 1065 and encodes 352 amino acids. The transcript is spliced from 2 exons.